AUGGCUUUCAACAAGUUUGAUGCAGAAGCUAUAUACCGGAUCCCCUUGAGUAGGUGGUGUGUUCCAGACAAGCUAUUCUGGCUGCAUAACAAAAAUGGGAGGUACUUGGUGAAAUCCGAUUAUCAUACAGCAAGGUAUUUGUGGAAUGAGCUAAAGCAGGAUGGUGAGGGGUCCAAUCCAAAGCCGGGCAGCGAAAUUUGGGCGAGAAUAUGGCAUGCUUGUCACAACAUUCUUCCAACGCUUGAAAGGCUUAGGCAGCGGAGGAUCAUUGAAAAUGCUCUGUGUCCCAUUUGCAUGCAAGCUCCUGAAACUAUUGUUCAUGCUCUAUGGGAAUGUGGUGCAGCCCAGGACGUUUGGGCUGGCUAUCCUCAACGUGCUUUGCAGAAAGGGCUGAAUGCCCAGGCCUCUAUUCUUCAGCUGGUGGAGGAGCUAAUGCAAAGGCUGUCUGAGGACGCUCUAGAAGCUUUUCUGGUGCAAUGCUGGCUGCUUUGGCAUAGGCGCAACCGGGUUGUGCAUGGUGGUCUUUUGCAGGAGCCGGGGGUUUUGAUUGAUCAGGCUAAGAGCUUGCUGGCUGAGUAUAAGAAUGCACAGGUGCUGCUUACUAUCCCCGCCCUUGCUGGUCCGUGUCUGGGGUGGCAGCCACCUGAUGGCUCAACAUACAAGUUGAACUUUGAUGCGGCGGUCUUCUCGAAUGCUUCAGCUUCUGGUGUGGGCGUGAUGAUCAGGAAUGCUGGUGGUCAGGUGAUGGCAGCCUUGUCGUCAAGAGGCCUUGCAGUCUUGGAUAGUGAUGAGGCUGAGGUCUUGGCUUGCCGUCGUGCCUUGGAGUUUGCAGUUGAAGUUGGGUUCUCAGACUUAAUUGUGGAAGGAGACAAUGCAAAUGUUAUGAGAUCCAUUGUGUCAACUUAG
Messenger RNA from Quercus lobata, 906 nucleotides. RefSeq lists its product as uncharacterized. The transcript has a single exon. Gene Ontology annotation, molecular function: nucleic acid binding; RNA-DNA hybrid ribonuclease activity. The record is from RefSeq and is a predicted model, not a curated record. The coding region runs from base 1 to 906 and encodes 301 amino acids. NCBI's taxonomy places the organism in Eukaryota, Viridiplantae, Streptophyta, Magnoliopsida, Fagales, Fagaceae.